Molecule: messenger RNA, 2834 nt
Organism: Striga asiatica
Lineage: Eukaryota; Viridiplantae; Streptophyta; Magnoliopsida; Lamiales; Orobanchaceae
Source: the annotation of a GenBank genome assembly
CCUCCAAUCAUUCUCCACAGUGGUUAUUUUGGACCCUUUUGCCGAGUGGACCCCACCAUUUCUCUCUCCUCAAAGACCACAAAGUAUCUCUCUUCUCAACACAGACCAGUGUCCCGCCGGGAGAGAAGGAAGUGUAAGAGUAGAAGAAAACAAUUCCUCUGCUUCUACGAAAUUGUUAUCAGUUUCUUUCGUCUUGAUCGUGAGGACUUGCCAACUCUAUCACGCUUCAAUUCGCGUUCAUUGUUUUUCUGCAUGAAGUGAUUUGAAUGGAGCAACCUUCAGAAAAUUUCAUCCCUGGCCCUUCUAAAGUUCCUUUUAUGAAGCCUCCAGAUAAGGGAAAAACUGCAUGGGGACUUCCUAGAAGAGUGGAUAUUCAUCAUACACCAAGUGAUGCCAGCUUGUUUUCUACUUCACUGCCUAUCCUUUCACAUGAGAAAUUUAAUUUUAAUGAUGGCGGUCAAAGUCAAAGUGGUCAGUUAUUUGACGAUAACUUUCCAAGUCUUAGCAAACUACGAUUAGCAGCUGGAUUAAAGGACCCAGCUGAAGAUUUCGAACCAAACGCGAUAGGAAGCUCUCUCCCAGGCGAUGAAAACGAACUCUUGGCUGGUCUAAUGGACGAUUUCGAUUUUAGUGGCUUGCCAACUCAGCUCGAGGAUUUGGAUGAUGAUUUUUUUGGGAGUGGUGGGGGUCUCGAAAUUGAACCCGAGAGCCGGGAGAAUACACUCAAUGAUUUAUCGAGGUUAAGUAUUGCCGACAGUUUUGCCGGUGGCAGCAUUUCUCAUUUUGGCUUUAUGAAUGGUGUGGGGCCCGUAAGCGGCGAACAUCCAUAUGGGGAGCAUCCUUCGAGGACACUGUUUGUUCGUAAUAUCAACAGUAACGUGGAGGACUCUGAACUUAGGUCUCUUUUCGAGCAAUAUGGAGAUAUCAGGACUCUUUACACUGCAUGUAAGCACAGGGGAUUCGUGAUGAUAUCUUACUAUGACAUUCGUGCUGCUCGAACUGCCAUGCGGGCAUUGCAAAAUAAGCCCUUGAGAAGAAGGAAGCUUGAUAUUCAUUUCUCAAUUCCGAAGGACAAUCCAUCCGAAAAGGAUAUUAAUCAAGGAACUUUGGUGGUCUUCAAUUUGGACGCUUCAGUAUCUAAUGACGAUCUUCGCCAAAUAUUUGGAACUUAUGGGGAAAUUAAGGAGAUAAGGGAAACACCGCAUAAACGGCACCAUAAGUUCAUCGAGUUUUAUGAUGUUAGAGCUGCAGAGGCAGCUCUCAAGGCUUUAAAUAAAAGCGAUAUAGCCGGGAAGCGCAUAAAGCUUGAACCUAGCCGGCCAGGCGGGGCCCGCCGGAGCUUGAUGCUGCAAUUGAGUCAGGAGCAAGAUCCCGAUGAAGCACGAACCCUUCGCCUUCAAGUCGGUUCCCCCAUUGCCAAUUCCCCUCCUGGCAUCCUAAUCGAUGGUAGCUGGCAUAAUUUCGGCAGUCCAGUCGAGCAGAACAACUCCUUGCACGGUUACGGUCAGACGCCCACCAAUUUAGGAGAACUCAGCCCCGUAAGAAGCAAUAACUUGCCAGGUUUAGCCUCUAUUCUUCCUUCUCACAUAUCGAGUCCCGUGAAAAUCGCUCCUAUUGGCAAAGAUCCCACAAGAGCAAAUAUGUCAAAUAGAAAUCACGGGCUAUCCCACUUUUCUGUUCCUAAUACCACUUUGAGCUCAAGCCCCGGACAAGUCUCGUCGUUUAGCGAUUCAAAGCCGUCGAGCGUUGGAACACUUUCCGGGCCUCAGUUUCUGUGGGGCAGCAGUCCCUCUGUUGUUCCUUCAGACCAAACUAAUUUGUUUAAGGGGCAUCAACCUUUUACAUCUAGAAGACCUCGAUUAAUCGGCUUUCCUUACACUACUAGUCAGCAAAGACCUUUUCUUGGUUCUCAUCAUCAUGUGGGGUCCGCUCCAUCUCCAUCCGGUGUUCAUCAGAUCGAAAGACAUUUCGGUUUUUUUCCCGAGUCGCCCGAAACAACUUCUUACGUGAUGAACCAGUCGAAUUUCGGAGUUGCGAAUUUCGGUCAAAGCAAUGGGAAGAGUAGUGGUUUGACUAACUUGGGAGUUGCUUUUGCCGGGAGCAGUUUCGGUGAGAGUGGUUCUCCCGGUUCUCGUAUGAUGAUGUCGAUAUCGAGAAACGGGCCUUUGUAUUUUGGGAAUGGCUCGUUUGGGAGCAUGGGAGAUGGGUACACUUCUAAGAUGCUGCUUUUAGCUAUUGAUGAAACACACAAGGGAACGUAUGAUUUUCUGUAUUUACCGAUAGACUUUAAGAAUAAAUGCAAUGUUGGGUAUGCCUUUAUCAACAUGGUGUCACCUGCUCACAUCAUCACCUUUUAUGAGGCAUUUAAUGGGAAGAAGUGGGAAAAAUUCAAUAGCGAGAAAGUUGCUUCUUUGGCAUAUGCAAGAAUUCAGGGAAAGACUGCUCUUGUGUCCCACUUUCAGAACUCGAGUUUAAUGAAUGAAGACAAGCGAUGCCGACCAAUUGUAUUUCAGUCCGAGGGCCAAGGGACUGGUGAUCUGGAGCCUUUCUCGUCUGGAAAUCUGAACAUAUUUAUCCGCCAGCCAGAUGGAUCCUACGCAGGAGAUUCUCUCGACAGCCCAACUGGUGAACCAGACGAGAAGCUAUAUGGCAAUUGUUUGUGCUGAUAUAUAUGUAUAUUUUGGUGUAUAUAAUGUUCUCUUCUCUUUCGAAUUUUCAUUUUGUUGGGGCUUUGUUUUGUGUCGCGAAGUUUAAUACCAGCAAAUGUAUAGGAGUUUCUUUAGAGCUGGGCUGAGGAAGGGAAAUGUUGUAUAGAUGGGUUAUGUCCUGCAAGU